Messenger RNA from Medicago truncatula (barrel medic), 3141 nucleotides. Its product is annotated as putative pentatricopeptide repeat-containing protein At5g06400, mitochondrial. The transcript has a single exon. The coding region runs from base 1 to 3141 and encodes 1046 amino acids. The record is from RefSeq and is a predicted model, not a curated record. Gene Ontology annotation, molecular function: protein binding. NCBI's taxonomy places the organism in Eukaryota, Viridiplantae, Streptophyta, Magnoliopsida, Fabales, Fabaceae.
AUGAGAGCAUUAUUAAAAAUCAAACUCCGAUCCUAUGAUUCAUCUUUCCUUUCACAUUCUCAUCAUGUUUUUCAUCUUUCUACAUUCUCAAAUUCAUCAAAACUUUCACAUUCUCACAAAACAACAGAUCAACUUUCCAAUUCAGACGUUGAACCCUCACGUGCACUUUUCAACGAGAUUACUGAGAUUUUAGGUUCCGAUACUGUAAUCCAUGAUAAUUCCCCAUCUGGGUUUUUGUUUCCACUCGAAAUUCGUGAUACCCAGUUGGGUUUUAAGGAGAAACAUGAUUGCACUGAACCUGUUUGUGAAAAUGCUGCAGAGAGUGUGGUACUUGAUAAAGACGAAAACUUUACCGUUUUGGAAGAUAACCAGUUGGUUAAAUUGGGAGAAGAAGAUAUGUGUCGAAUGGUGGGUGAGAUUAUGGAAAUAAUCCGAGGUGAAAAUGGUUCGGUUUCUAUGGAAGAGCGAUUAGAAAAGAUGGGUUAUUGUGAAUUGAAUGUUGAGGUUUUCGAUAGAGUUUUGAAAAGGUGUUUUAAAAUGCCGCAUUUGGGUUUGAGGGUUUUUAACUGGUUGAAGCUUAAAGGUGGUUUUCGUCAUACGACACAGACUUAUAAUACCAUGUUGUGUCUUGUCGGAGAAGGUAAGGAGUUUGGGUUGGUGAAGAAGUUGGUGGAUGAAAUGGAUGAAUGUAGAGUUCAAAAGGAUGUUAAUACAUGGACCAUUCUUGUGUCUCUUUAUGGGAAGGCGAAGAAAAUCAGUGAAGCUUUGUUGGCUUUUGAAAAUAUGCAAAAGUGUGGCUGCGAACCUGAUGUGGUUUCAUAUAGAACGAUCAUUCGUUUGCUUUGUAGUUCAGGUAAGGGUGAUAUUGCUAUGGAGUUCUAUAAGGACAUGGUCAAGAAGGAUAUUGUACUUGAUGAUGUAAGGUUGUAUAAGAUGCUUAUGAACUGUAUGGCAGAAUCAGGAGAUGUUGCAGCUGUUAAUUUGCUUGGAAAUGACAUGACUCGGUUGUGUCUGAUGCCGGAAAACAGUGUUUUUGGGUGUAUGCUUAAGAGCUUUUGUAUUUCUGGAAGGAUUAAAGAAGCUUUGGAAUUGAUUCGUGACCUCAAAUAUAAAGAUGCAGUUCUUGAACCUGAAUAUUUUGAGACCUUAGUGAGAGGGCUGUGUAAGGCAGGAAGGAUUUCAGACGCUUUAGAGAUUGUUGAAAUUAUGAAGAGAAGGGACAUUGUUGUGUGGAACGUUCAAGGGAUUAUCAUAAAUGGCUAUUUACGGAGAAACGAUUUUUGCAUGGCACUUGAUGUGUUUCAAAGCAUGAAAGAAUCUGGUUAUGUGCCUACAGUUUCCUCAUAUACAGAACUGAUACAGCAUCUCUUUAAGUUGAGUAGGUAUGAAGAAGCUUGCAUGAUGUAUGAUGAGAUGCUGGGAAAAGGAAUUAAACCAGAUAUCGUGGCCAUGACAGCCAUGGUUGCAGGCCAUGUUUCACAAAAUCGUAUAUCCGAAGCAUGGAAAAUUUUCAAGAGUAUGGAAAGCCAAGGUAUCAAGGCUACAGGGAAAUCAUAUUCGGUAUUUAUUAAGGAGCUUUGCAAGGCUUCAAGGACUGAUGACAUUGUCAAAGUAUUGUAUGAAAUGCGGUCUUCAAAGAUUGUAUUCAAAGAUGAAGUAUUCCGUUGGGUUAUAACUUACAUGGAAACCAAGGGGGAGUUUGCUUUAAAAGAGAAAGUGCAGAAGAUGCAUGCAACAACUAUACUCCAUCCUGAAAAUUUUGAGGAGUCUGAAAAUCGAGUGUCAUUCAAAAAUGAGGUGGAAGAAGAUAGAGUUGACCAACCAAAAUCAGAAAAGGUAGACUGCUCAUUACUAUAUCCAAUUCUCAAGACUUACAGUGAACAAGAUGUUCGCGAUGUCUGUAGGAUUCUUUCAUCCUCUCUAGAUUGGUCUUCAAUCCAAGAAAAGUUAGAGAUAAGUAACAUCGAGUUCACCCCGGAAUUUGUUAUGGAGAUAAUGCAAAGCUGCAGUAUGCAUGGCUGCACAGUGCUAAAUUUCUUUUCCUGGGUGGGAAAGAGACCUGGUUACAGACACACCACAGAAUCAUACAACAUUGCAAUCAAAAUUGCAGGGCGCGGGAAAGAUUUCAAGCACAUGCGCAGCCUGUUAUAUGAAAUGAGAAGAAACAAUUAUCUAAUAACAUCAGAAACAUGGACGAUCAUGAUAAUGAUUUACGGCCGAACAGGUUUGACAGAGAUGGCCAUGAAUUGUUUCAAAGAGAUGAAAGAUGGUGGUUAUAGCCCAAGUAGGAGUACAUACAAGUAUCUGAUAAUCGCCUUAUGUGGGAGGAAAGGAAGGAAAAUUGAUGAUGCUCUCAAAAUAUACGGUGAGAUGGUUAAUUCCGGACAUGUCCCAGACAAAGAAUUGAUUGAAACCUACCUUGGUUGCUUAUGUGAAAUGGGUAGGAUCUUAGACGCUAGGAAAUGCAUAGAUUCACUUCAAAGAUUUGGCUACACAGUUCCUCUUUGUUACUCCUUGUUUAUAAGAGCUCUUUGUAGAGCUGGAAAAGUUGAAGAAGCAUUGAAACUAGUUGAAGAAGUUGGUGCAGAGAAAAUUAAUGUUGAAAAGCUAACUUAUGGAAGUAUUGUACAUGGUUUAUUACAAAAGGGUAAACUAGAAGAAGCAUUAACCAAGGUGAGUAGAAUGAAACAAGAGGGAAUAACACCUACAAUACAUGUUUACACAUCUUUAAUAGUUCAUUUCUUUAAACAGAAACAUGUAGAAAAAGCUAUUCAGAUAUACGCGGAAAUGCUAGAAUCGGGUUAUGAACCAAAUGUUGUUACAUAUUCUGCACUUAUACGUGGGUACAUGAACGUGGGGAGGUAUAAUGAUGCAUGGAAUGUGUUCUACCGUAUGAAAUUCAAAGGACCAUUUCCUGAUUUUAAAACAUAUUCUAUGUUCCUUUCUUGUCUAUGCAAAGCAGGGAGAUCUGAAGAAGCAAUGAGACUUAUUUCUGAAAUGUUGGAGAGUGGGAUUGUUCCUAGUACUAUUAACUUUAGAACAGUUUUUUAUGGGUUGAAUAGAGAAGGGAAACAAGGUUUAGCACGUGUUGUGUUGCAACAAAAAUCAGAACUGAUUAGAAAGCGCAAGCUCAUAACUUGA